AUGGCUUUAUGGUUCAUCUCUUCCCUUUAUCCUAGGUUCGAGUAUAACCAGCCGUUGGCCAACGGUACGAUGCGGAUGUACGUCUGUCAAACGGUAGAACUGAUUAAGAAACCGGGCCAAACGCUGGGUGUGUACCUACGGGAGGGCAACGGCGUCGAUCGCGAGAGCGGCGUGUUCGUGUCGCGAUUGAUUGAGGGCUGCGACGUCGAAAAGUCAUGCGUGCUGAAGCCGGGUGACGAAAUUCUGUCAGUGAACGAGGUGAACGUAACGAGGAUGAGCAUCGACGACGUGGUGGUCAUGAUAUCGAUCCCCAGGAGGUUAGUUAUGAAGAUCAAGUUCGAAAAGGACGGCUGCUUAGGCGGCGGAAGAGGGUCCGAUACUCGCACCCCGUUCGGCGGCAGGAAAGAGCAGACGACAGCAGCAGUGUACGACGAAAAGCCAGUGGUGCUGUUGAAGAACAUGCCUCGGGACGAGAGCAAGGAGAGUAGCUUCACGGACGACGGUCAGCCUCUGGCUUCCUCGCAGUUGGUGCCGACCGCACGCACGUCUCUCGGCUUGAAGGCCAGGCAGCAGCAGGAGAUGGCCAGCGACGCGAGUCACACAGCGAAGGCGGUGCGCUUCCGUACUUCAGCUAGCCCUAUUGCCGCAGGGCACAGC
Molecule: messenger RNA, 657 nt
Organism: Soboliphyme baturini
Lineage: Eukaryota; Metazoa; Nematoda; Enoplea; Dioctophymatida; Soboliphymatidae
Source: the annotation of a GenBank genome assembly